Stomoxys calcitrans (stable fly) is the source of this 5035-nucleotide messenger RNA. Its product is annotated as biogenesis of lysosome-related organelles complex 1 subunit 4-like. The transcript is spliced from 3 exons. Lineage: Eukaryota; Metazoa; Arthropoda; Insecta; Diptera; Muscidae. The record is from RefSeq and is a predicted model, not a curated record. Gene Ontology annotation, cellular component: BLOC-1 complex. The coding region runs from base 116 to 607 and encodes 163 amino acids.
CUGCCAAGCAUAUACUAUGGAUUUCAUAAAGAUCUGUGAACAUCUGAGACUGCCUUAAAGAGGAGGCAAUACAAACCCAAAAUCGAGAACGGAAGAGAAGAGAUAUUGAUUCUCGAUGGAAAAAGCAUCGGAAGAUUAUGCAAAGCUGUUGCUUCAAAGUGCACGCUUGGAGAAGGAGAUUAAUCCCAUAUGUAUGAGCAUAGAAGAUAUGAUGACACGACUAGAUGAAUUGGAAUCCUUAUUGACAAAUGUUAAAGGAGACUCAAACAUCAUUAUUGAAGAGUAUUUAAGCAGCAUUUUAACAUUUGCUCCUAAUUUUGGAUGUCUACAGCAGCAGAUAGAUAAACUUGAAAAGUUUGUUGAAAUAGUAGAUUCCAAUGUUGACGAAGUAGAAAAAUCAUUGGAGAAAACUGAAUUGGAAUUAAACGUUGCCGACUACAGCUUAAAGGGCCUGAUUCAACUUACCAAAACAUCAUUGACUUCAGCUCCUUCGAUGGAUACACAAGAAGCAACAUCUUCAACACUGUCUAGUAACUUUUCUGAAUACAAACCCAUAGAAUUAUUCAAGACCUCCUUUUACUUUGACAAUGGUAAAUAUUCGGACUAGCUAGGAAUAUACUUACGUGAAAACUAUGUAAAUUAUUCAGGCUUAUAUUAAGGUUGUACCUUACUUAAUCGAAAAUUGCUACACAAUAUAUUUUCUAUCAUGGAAACAAAAUAACUUAGACUUAACUAAGUACGGGAUUAAAACAUACCAGUGGUCGUGAUCAUCCAAAAUGUGGACCGGCAUAGCUUUAUGCGUUUUUAAUUAUUAUUAGUGUUGAUUAUUAAAAACGGUUGGCGUUGUGUAAAUAUAAUAGAAAUAUCUGGGUUUGUCCUGCAAUUGAUGAUUGCAUUUAACGGUCGGUCAUUGUCAAAAAUCUUACACUUAUUGAACAUUUUGGGAAUGAAUGUAGUAAUAUUUGAACCCCAAUAUUUCCAUCUUAACAGCCACAUAUUAAUUCCCCGGACUCGCGAAAAGCUCACGAGUCACGUUUAAACAAAUAUUUUUCCAUGAAGCGAAUAAUAAUUUUUUCCAUGCGUUUGAAAUGAACGUACGAAAAUUAAUAUCUUAAAUGUAUUAUGCCUGUAUAACCAGUUAUUUGAUCUUUUAAUUUUUAUGCAUAUGUAAACAGAUUCGUACGUUAAAAUGCCGUAAGUUUUGAUAUCCUGCAAAAAAUUAUUUUUUCAUUAUUAUUAUUUUUUUUUAUUUAGUCGUGAUUUUCUCGUGAGUCGUGAGCGUCUCGUAAGUCGUGAGUAUCUCAUGAUUAGUGUAGUGAGCAUGAUUUUACUUACUCAGAUCGAAGAAUUUUAAUACAAUCACGGUCACGCACUAUCAAGUGAUUGGGUUUGGAUCUCACUCACGAUAACACGAGAGACACGACAACACACGACUUGCGUGCACACCUCUAAUACCUAUGCGAGCCAUGCCUGCUAGAAUUUUGAGCUUCGAUCUGUAUGGUGUUUAUCGUAGUCACGAAAAGAUCAGCUGAGAGCUACCAGGCGUGUCCACAGGUUGCGAAUAGUGUAAUGCUCUAUACGGAGUAGUUGCAAUUCCAGUCGCAGAAAAUUUUGCGGUAUCGAGCGAGAGUCUCAGUUAGAGGCCGAGCGGCACCGGUUCUUAUCGGCUCCGGUAAAAAACAAAUUUGGUAAAUAUUUCUAGGGCAAAGUAGCGGAGUGCCAGCCGCAGCCUCAAACCGCCCUCCAAACCGUAUAUGUUAAUCGACCAUAGCAAUAUUGGGCUUAAAUGAAAGGUAUUUGGGAGUAGAGCACGAAUUUGGCAUCCAUGUUUGGGCGAAAUGUCUGUGGUACCAUCUCAAGUGGACAAUAUAGGGCUCAAGUGAAAUAGGACUUAUUUACCGACUAUGGUAAUGUGAGGCUUAUAUAAAAAGUAGUUGAGAAUAUGGCACAAAGCUUAUAAUUACUUUAAGGGCCUAGCGGACAUAUUUACACACUACAAUAUAGGAGUCCACGAAAAGUAUAAGAAAGUAGUGCAAAGAUUUGGCCAUCAACAUUUCAUUAAAGCACAGGGGCAAACUCCUCACAUAUCUAUGGGUGCUGUUCGAUUCAAGUUUAAGCUCAAUAAUGAAAGACCUCUUUUUUAUAGCCGAGUCUUAACGGCGUCGUGCCGACACCAUAGAGCUGUCGCACUGCAUGACAUUAUAAAUCACAAAUGUCGCCAACAUUAGGAGGGGGUAACCACCACUUUACAUUUUUCCAAUGUUCUCGCCAGGAUUUGUACCCAAGCGUUCACAUCAUAUUAUCGUCCACUGCAAAUAAAAUGGAUAAGAGCAUUAAAGAAGGCGCUGGGGAGCGGGCCCGGUUCGGUUAGUACAUGAUAUAAAUCACAAUUUACAAAAAAAGACAGUUAAACAUGGUGGGGCAAAAGUACUGAUUCGUUGGAGCUUUUUGUACAACUGCAUAGGUUCAAUAUAGGAGUCCACGAGGGGCAAAAAUACUGAUUCGGGCAAAAGUAGUUAUUCGUUGGAGCUUUUUGUACAACUGCAUAGGUUCAAUAAUGAAAUAUAAGACAUCAUGGAUAUGUUACAACUCUAGAGCAAGUGAUGCUAGAUUAUGCAGACUGAAAUAUAGUUCUCAAAUUGGUACUAUAACAAGAUAAUUGCUAUAUGUGACCCAAAUGAAAGCAAUUUGGGAGAAGACUAGGAAAAUUACAUUAAAAUUUGUGUUAAAGUCUCUAGGUGGUGCUUAACCUUUUUAAAACAACUAAAAUAUGUUAUUUGACCCAUCAUGACCAUAUGGGAUUCAAAUUUGAGAGUAUAAAAGAAAUCCACUUUUGGAACCAAGUGUUUGUGGGUAAGCCCCAAAACCCCCGGCAGUGCUUCGCUUAUUAAAACACCGAAAAUAAGUUAUUUGACCCAUAAUUACCAUAUGGGACUCAAAUUUGAGAGUGUAAAUGAAAUCCAGUUUUGGGACCAAGUGUUUAUGGGUAAGCCACAAAGCCACCGGCAGUGCAUAGCCAUGAGCACCACACAGGCUGGAACUUUGUUCUCCGAUCUGUAUGGUGUUCAUUGUUAUCACGCGAAGGUUCGCUGCGAGCUACCAGGCGCGUCCAUAGGUUGCGAAUAAUGGAAUGCUCUAUACGGGGUAGUUGCAAUUGCAGUCGCGGAAAAUCUGCGGUAUCGAGCAGAGAGUCUCAGUGAGAGGCCGAGCGGCACCGGCUCUUGCAAAAGUACUGAGUGCUAAUGAUGCUCGAUAUGAGUUGUUGACGCCUUUGAACAACCAAUGACCAUCAUGUUCCCGCGGCGAUCGGUCCUUAGCACCGGAGCUAGACGAAGAUCGUCACGUCCACAAACAGACAUGUGGCUACAACAACAACAACAAAAUAAGCCCCAAACCAUUCCCUAAACUUAUUUCCGGAACAUAUCAAUAUGGGGCUCAAAUGAUAGGUUUUUGGGAGUAAAGAACGAAUUUGGUAAAAAUUUCUAGGGCAAAGUGGAGGAGUGCCAGCCCCAGCCUCUAAACGCCCUCCAAACCUUACAUGUUUAUCGACAAUGGCCAUUUUGGGCAUACAUGAAAUUAUAUUUGGCAGUAGAGCACAAAUUUGGCAUCCAUAUUUUGGCCAAAUGUCUGCGGUUCCAUCUUAAGUGGACAAUAUAGGACUCAAAUGAAACAGGACUUUUUUACCGGCUAUGAUAAUAUGAGCUUAUAUAAAAUGUAUUUGAGAGUAUGGCACAAAGCUUAUAUUUACUUUAAGGGUCAAGUGGACAUAUUUACACACUACAAUAUAAGAGUCCAAAGAAAGCUAUAAGGAAGAUGUGCUCUUGCAUAAGUACUGAGUGCUAAUGAUGCUCGAUAUGAGUUGUUGGCGCCUUUGAACAACCAAUGGCCAUCAUGUUUCCUCGGCGAUCGGUCCUUAGGACCGGAACAAGCUUGUUCAUCUAUAGGAGCUAGACAUAUUUACACACAACAAUAUAGGAGCCCAAAGAAAGGUAUAAGGAAGAAGUGCAAAGAUUUGGCCAUGAACAUUUUGAAACUUCGAAAACGUCAUAUACUUGUAUAAAACGUAUAAAAUGCAGCAAACAGCAUAAACCUCGAAAAAACCCUGCUACUUGUUUACUUUCAACAUUAUAUCGUUGUUGUAGAUUAAUUGUUGUAUCUAUAGAACUUAUAUAAAUAAUUCAAAAUUUUAUGAUAAAAAGUUGUUGCCUCAAAUCUUUUUAUUUCAUUUGUUCACAUCCUAAUUUUUUCUGCUUUACACUAUUUCUACCCACGCCACCAUGUUCUUACAAUUAUUAUUUAAUAGAUUGUUUGAUUUUAUUUGGGGGUAAACAAAAACCAUGUUUUCUAUUUUUUGUCUACCUGCGCCACCAUGUAUCUGUCCAUGAUGGAAACUAGACAUAUAUUUGGCACAUUCGCAUUACAUAUGUGGACAUAGAGGACACAACAGAACGCAGAAAUAAACCACAAUUUGUAUUACUAAAUAACAAUUUAAUUCGUACCAUUAAAAAUGUGUUCAACGUAUGCCUUCUUUAUCAACUAGACAUAUAUUUGGCACAUUCGCAUUACAUAUGUGGACAUAGAGGACACAACAGAACGCAGAAAUAGACCACAAUUUGUAUUACUAAAUAACAAUUUAAUUCGUACCAUUAAACAUGUGUUCAACGUAUGCCUUCUUUACCAUCCACUUGUCAAGAUACAAAAAAAUCAGAUUUCAAUGUGAAAAGUAGUAGUAUUUAAUUCCCGUUAACUUUUAUAAUAUGUAUUAUAAAUUAUUAUUGAUAAUAUUAGUUAAAUUUAAGAUAUUAACUAGUAGUAUUUAAUUCCCGAUUUAUUUUUAAGAAAAAAUUUUAAUGUUAACUUUUAUAAUAUGUAUUAUAAAAUAUUAUUGGUAAUAUUAGUUAAAUUUAAGAGAUUAACUAUUAGUAUUCAAUUUCCGAUUUAUUUUUAAAAUAAACUCUGACGUAUGUGCGACAUACAUUUCCGGCGAUACCUACACAGAAAAAAUAAAGAACUAAAUUUGGCCGAUUAAACAUGA